GUGCAGUUAGUGAAAAGCAUAAUCAACUCUUUAAUAAAGAGUUAUUUAAAUGGAGCUCACAAGCAACGAAAAUGACUGCAGAAUCUCAUAAAUUUGAUUACGGACAGAGCAAUCCCACAAAAUGUUUCCGGACAUUACUCCACCGAAGAAAAGAAGGUGCUGGUCACUGGCUCGUGGCUUACAGAGAGGCAGAGCAGCUGAAAUACAGGAAUUUGCAUCAAAGAAUAAGAAACACUUACAGGAAAUGUGAGAAUAACAGGAGGGCUGCUGCUCCUCAUGGUAACACAUUAGAUGGACCUCUCCUGCUCCGACUGCAUUGUGUUGAUAAGCCGUCCGACCUCUGCUCUGUUGACAUUAGUGAGCAGCAACUGAAUUCUGUCAAACCAGAAAACCUGAAGGUGUUUGAGAAUGUGGCUUACAUCAACGCAUCCAUCAACUACCUCUCUUUGGAGUCUUUCAGCAGUUUUGUGUCUUUAAGAGAACUCAAUCUGUCGUUAAACAGGCUGAGCAGCCUGACGUUUUAUGCUGCUGACUUCCCUCAUCUUGAGGUUUUGGAUUUGUCCUACAACAGUUUGUCAGCUGAUGAUAUCAUGACUAUUGGUGAACUUCCACAUCUAAAGGUCCUUCACCUUACUGGAAAUGAGCUUCGUCAUAUUCCUCCUAAUCUGGGUUCUUCCAACCACGAUGCCACUCAGCUACCGCCUAAAGACGAAGAUGCACUGUUUAAAGCUCUGGAAGUCCUGGAGCUUGACGAUAACAAACUGUCCUCUGGAAUCUUCAUCAGCCUUAAAGACUUCAAGAGGCUGAAGUGUUUAAACCUACAGGGGAACUGCAUUUCAGAAAUACCAUAUCUGCAGCUGAUUGGCAGUUCAAAACCUCUGCAGACUUCUACUGAAGACCGAGCUGAAGAAGCAGGGCUUGCCUCCACCAAGCCAAAUCCUGACACUGCUGAACAUGUCAAGAGACUGUCACAGAUCUUUUACAUGCAAAACUGGGAGGAAAAUGGCAAAGGAUUCAGUUGGCCACUACCGGAACUUCAGUUCCUCAAUUUGGCUGACAACAAGAUUGCUGAGGAAGAAGCUCUGAUGGCUUCCACUCUUUUCCCGAUGCUUCGAGAAAUUGAUAUUUGCGCCAACCCUCUGACCACCCAAAGAAGUGGAGACCUUCCCUUACUGACCCACUACCUCCAAGAAAGGCUGGGAAUAACGAUAAAGCGUAAGAAGAUGCAGGAAGUGGUGAAGCUCAAAAUGAAGGUGUCCACUGAUCCAAAAUGGAAGGUCGAAGAAAGAACCGCAAAGGCUUCAGAGAAGUUGUUGAUGAUGGACGCACCUCGUCCUGCCCAGGCUGAGAAAAAUGAGCCAGCUGUCAGGUGCACAGCAGAAUCUGAAGGCAAGAAGAGCAGAGAUGACACACUGCAAGAAAAUACAGAGCGUGUCUUUCUUACUCAGGCACUGGAAUUGGACCUUCAGGCUGAUGAGAAAGAAACUGCUGAGAAAAAGGACAAAAACAAGACUGAUCCCAUUCACGUAAAAUUGACAGAUUAUGAAAUCUUGAUGGAUGCAAAACCAAAUCCUGAUGCGGCGAAGCCCAUUGGGAUUCAAACAGCUGUUCAGAUGCUGGAACACACGCUGAGGAACCUUAAUGUUUACAGUGACUCGAAACCAAAACUUGAUUGCAUCCAGACACCAUACAGAGAAAGAGAGAAGAAGAUUAAAGAACUUCCACCUUUGAAACCAGUAAAGCAGCCGGCUGAAAGGGUUGAUGAAGUGAUCAGAGAAAUCAAAGAGAGCACAACAAUAACACAAGUCUCUUUAAGCACUGCCGUACACAGCACGGGCGUUAGCAAGCAAGAAGCUCUCCUGCUGCUGAGAGAUAUGAAGGCAAAGUACAAGAUGGUCUGUAAGAGAACAGCGGAACAAACAGCCAGCUUUGAGUCUCACAGAAAAACCAACCAAAACGGAGCUGAAACUCCACCUGUGCAGACGCUCUAAUUAAUAUUCAAGUGCUUACAUAAACCGGUUUUCCACUUGUCUUGAACAUUAAUUGGUGUGAGUGGAGUUUAUGGAAAAACAUUAUGUCAAAAAUAAAAGUGGUGAGUGAAUCUUGCACGUUGACUGAUUUCUCAUAACUUUAUUUUGAAGUUAACCAACAGGAAACCCAGCCUUGCCUGUAGCAGUCAUUAUUAUGUUGUGAUAUACGGAAGCUUCAGCCUCUAUGAUGUUAUCUUCGGGAGGUUUAGACACACAGUGUUCUCUGCGUGGGGAGAAUGUCUGCAUUUAUACGACAAGGACAGAGUGAAGGUUUGGAGCAGCUGCAGCACCGCUGCUAUACAGCCAGAAUGAAUCCAUCAUGCAUGCAUGCAUAUGCAUGAAAUGUUUCCCAGUAGACAAUAAACAGCUGGAGGAGAAAGUC
Molecule: messenger RNA, 2412 nt
Organism: Scatophagus argus
Lineage: Eukaryota; Metazoa; Chordata; Actinopteri; Scatophagidae
Gene: xrra1
Product: X-ray radiation resistance associated 1
Exons: 17
Coding region: 72-1991 (639 amino acids)
Cellular component (GO): nucleus
Molecular function (GO): protein binding
Source: RefSeq, a predicted model, not a curated record